AUGACAAAACAAAUAAUAACAGUAACACAAGCAUUUAGUAAACAAGGUUUAGGAGUUGUUUAUGCAUUACUGGAUAGUGGAAAAUUUAAAGUUAGAACUACUACUAGUAGAAAGGAUACAGAGGAAGGAGAGGCAUUGAAAAAGAAAUAUGGUGACAAUGUAGAGGUAUUGGUAAUUCAAAAUACUAAGCAAGAUUAUUUAAAUGCAUUUAAUGGAGCACAUGGAGUAUUUUUAAUAAGUCCAACCAUUUCUUAUGAAGAUCCAGAUUUCCUUUUAAAAGAAAUCAAUGGUGUAAAGGAAAUAGUUGAUAUUGCAGUCGAGAGCAAAGUUAAACAUUUAAUUUUCAGUUCAUUGGAUCGUCCACCAAAAGAGGCUCAAGAAGAAUUUAAAGAUGUUUUAAUUUGGACACCACGCUCUGAAUUGGAAGAUUAUAUUAAAACACUGCCAAUUCAUAGUAGUUUUGUAUCAAUUGGUUAUUUUUAUUCAAAUUUCCUAGAGUAUUAUGCUCCAACUUUCGAGGAGGAUGGUGCAUUGGUAUUUUCAUUACCAGGUACACCAGGUGAUCAAUUACUUCCCUAUGCCGAUGCACUUGUAACACCUGGAUUGGCUGCAAGAGACUUGUUUAUCGAAUUUUUAGAAUCACCAAAAACAUCUGAUAAUGGUCAACAUUUACAAAUUGUUAGUGAAUACUUGUCUGGAAAUCAAAUGGCUGAAAUCUUUCAAAGAGUUACUGGUAAAAAGGCAAUCUAUCGUCAACAAAACAAAGAAGAUUAUCUUGCCUUUUUAUCUAGUAUUGGUUUAAAUCAAACUGGAAAAGUUUUAUUAUCAAUUUUCGAAUAUCCAAUCAAAUAUGGAUAUUUUCAUCAAACCGACGACACCAAAACAAAAAUAUAUAAACCAACAACACCAACUAUUGAAACCUAUGAACAAUUCCUUCAACAUUCUAAUUGGAAAGGUGAAUCUAUUAAAGAUUUUAAAUCUACAUUUUUAAAAUCUUAUAAAUAUUUAUAA
Messenger RNA from Cavenderia fasciculata, 1011 nucleotides. RefSeq lists its product as uncharacterized. The record is from RefSeq and is a predicted model, not a curated record. Lineage: Eukaryota; Evosea; Eumycetozoa; Acytosteliales; Cavenderiaceae. Bases 1 to 1011 code for a protein of 336 amino acids. The transcript has a single exon.